AUGUUCCGUAUCAUUAUCCGCAAUGCAGCAAGAAGAGGGUCUGCAAAGCCCAGUCACGUGAAAUUCCCAGGGGUAAUCUAUUCAGGGGUAAGUAACUCAGGGGUAAAAGGCCGAUCUCUCUCUACACCAGCGGCAGCAAGUACAAGAGUUUCUGCACCACCGGUCAGGAAAUCAACUACAACUGCUAGAGAAAACAAGAAAAGCAAGAAAAACUUGGUUGUUCUAGGAUCCGGAUGGGGUGCUGUGUCAUUAGUAAGAUCAAUUAAUCCCAGUCAGUACAAUGUGACGAUUAUUUCACCUCGGAACUUUUUCUUGUUCACUCCGCUACUUCCGUCCGCUACCACUGGUACUGUUGAGUAUAAUUCAAUUACAGAAUCCAUUAGCGGCAUUCUAGCUAAGGAAUCGUCUAAGUCCUUGGCUGAAGACAGUUAUAGCAGAUAUCUUGAAGCGAGAGCUACCAAGAUCGAUUAUACAAACAAAUCAGUUGCUAUUGAAGACAUCACAACCCAUGAGGAACAUUCGGUUCCUUUUGACUAUCUUGUCAUUGCAGCAGGUGCAACCACAUCCACGCUCAAUGUUCCAGGAGUUAAAGAGCAUGGUUUAUUUCUGAAAGAAAUAGACGACUCACGCAAGAUUCGUGCUAGAGUAGCCAACUGGAUCAAUAGCGGUAAAGGAACCUCUUUACAGGCCGUCGUUGUAGGAGGGGGUCCUACUGGAGUCGAAGUAGCAGCCGAGCUUCAAGACCUAUUUGAAGAAGAUAUCAAGAAAAGGAUACCAGAUGCUGGUCCUGAUACUUUCAAAGUGAGUCUCAUCGAAGCAAUGCCGAGUAUCCUAAACUCGUUCGACAAACGGUUGAGAAAGUUUGCAACAUUGCAGCUGCAGAAAGACCAUAUCAACCUUCUCACCAACACAGCUGUGGAGAAAAUUACCGACAAGACCGUUUAUGCAAAAGCAAAGACAGUUCUACCAGACAAGUCAGAGUCUGUUGAGGCCAUCGAGAUCCCUUACAACAUGCUCAUUUGGGCCACAGGUAUCACCACCCACCAGUUCAUCCGUGAGUUCAUGUCGACCAUCCCCGAGCAGAAAGAUUCUAAACGAGGCGUGCUCAUUAACGACGACAUGUCAGUCAAAGGAGUUGCCGAUGUAUGGGCCAUUGGCGACUGUACAAGCUCAAAGUACCCAGCCACAGCACAAGUGGCGACCCAGCAGGGAACCUAUCUUGGCACUACAUUGAACCAGCUCGCCACGGUCACUGAAGCUCCAGACUCCACCACCACCAGCACAUCCAUUGCACCCUUUGAGUACCAUCACAAGGGUUCCUUAGCAUACGUCGGAGGCAACCGAGCAGUCGCGGACCUGCAACUAUGGUCGGACGGCAAAAUGUCGUCCAUGGGCUACUUCACGUACUGGAUGUGGAGAGUGGCCUACCUCAGCAUGUUCGUGCCGGCACAAAACCGGUUCCUGGUGGCAGCCGACUGGCUGCGAGUCAAGCUCUUCGGCCGCAAUAUCAACACUAUUUAG
Molecule: messenger RNA, 1521 nt
Organism: Sugiyamaella lignohabitans
Lineage: Eukaryota; Fungi; Ascomycota; Dipodascomycetes; Dipodascales; Trichomonascaceae
Gene: NDE2
Product: NADH-ubiquinone reductase (H(+)-translocating) NDE2
Exons: 1
Coding region: 1-1521 (506 amino acids)
Molecular function (GO): NADH dehydrogenase activity
Source: RefSeq, a predicted model, not a curated record